UUCACCGUGACAUUGAUUGGGCUCUGGUUUGUUGGUCUGACCUCAUUCGUCUUUCAAGACAUUAUCAACCAGCUACGGAAAGUGCGCACCGUCUUGAAGAGGAGACCAUAUGAGGCCACAGUUUAUUUCUGAAAUGAGAAACGACAAGUGUAGUAGUUUGCAUUCGUAACGAUUUGAAAAUGUGACGAGAACCACAAAGUGAUGGUGGAUUGAAUUUUAUUGACGGUACUAUCAAUUAUGGUGCAAAUAAUAGACAUGGAAAAGAUGAAUACUUGAAUGAUAGGUACAAAAACAAACUUGCUUGACUUUCUCCAACUGUGAACUGUUUGAAGCUCGGUCUUUCUUUUUUGAAGAGCUUGUGAAACAAAGACGCAGCGUUGUGCUGGUGUACACAAACCUUACAUAAGGCUCAGGACGGAGAAUUAGGACAGUUUUGAUGAAUACAGAACAAAUCGUUUGACUAUCACGAUCGCACCAGCACUGGGAAUAAUUAGGGGCAGUUUGUUAACGUUUGUCGACCAUUCGUGGAAUGAAUCCAGUGUUUCGUCAGCUUUCUGCAGCUCUAUCGACUGCCAGCUUGAGAGGUUCGGCACGGUCCAGGGUUGAUGUACAUUCAAGACGGCCUCAGCGAUCCAUCUCUGCGGCUAGAACAGUCACUACACAGACGCAUCGACAUUAUUGCUGUUUUGAGAUGAAGCCCAAAGUGUACGUAACCCGAAACGAUUAUGCCAGAAUUGGGUUGGAUCUGUUAAGGGAAGAAUGUGAUAUCUCACUGUGGGACGAAGCUUAUCCUGUGCCGAGGGAUGAAUUCCUCAAAAAUGUGGCGGGAAAAGAUGCAAUCUACUGUUCAUUAAACGAUCGCAUCGACAAGGAGUUGCUCGAUCAGGCGGGACCAAAUCUUAAGGUCAUCUCCACCAUCUCAGUCGGUUACGAUCAUAUCGAUGUGAAAGAAUGCAAACAGAGAGGAAUUCGUAUUGGCUACACACCGGAUGUACUAACAGACGCAACGGCCGAACUAACCGUUGCCUUGCUGCUGGCAACAGCACGUCGAUUAUUGGAAGCAAACAAGCAAGUUCACACUGGUGGCUGGAAAUCGUGGUCUCCAAUGUGGAUGUGUGGCAAGGGAGUAAAAGAUUCGCUGGUCGGAAUUUUUGGCUUCGGCCGCAUCGGCCAAGAGGUGGCGAAACGUUUAGCACCAUUUAAACCAGCGCGGAUUCAGUUCACGAGUCGCACGGAUAAAUUUCUCACAGCGGAGGAUUUGGGCGUCACGCAAGUUCCGUUCGAUGAGUUGAUCGAAACGAGUGAUUUCCUCAUCAUUGCCUGUUCGUACAAUGUGGAAACGGCCAAUCUGUUCAACGAUGCCGUUUUUUCGCGCAUGAAACCUUCGGCAAUCCUAAUUAACACCAGCCGGGGUGGAGUGGUCGAACAGCACGAUUUGAUUCAUGCUUUACGUGCGGGUAAAAUACAGGCUGCUGGGUUGGACGUCACUACACCCGAACCAUUGCCUCUGGAUAAUCCACUGCUAACGCUCCCAAACGUUGUGGUAUUACCUCAUAUUGGCAGUGCCGACAUUGAGACUCGCAUUGAGAUGUCGCGCAUAACAGGGUGCAAUAUCUUGGCCGGCUUGAAGGGUGUUAAAAUGAUUUCGGAAGUUUAACAUCGCGGGUCCCUGAACGGCCUUACCAACUUCAUUCCACAGAGUGGAGAACAACAGAUGUAAUUUUUCGUUUUUUUGGAAUAAAAUGAGCAAACUGUCCGA
This is a messenger RNA of Anopheles moucheti, 1759 nucleotides long. Its product is annotated as glyoxylate reductase/hydroxypyruvate reductase. Lineage: Eukaryota; Metazoa; Arthropoda; Insecta; Diptera; Culicidae. The record is from RefSeq and is a predicted model, not a curated record. Bases 530 to 1657 code for a protein of 375 amino acids. Gene Ontology annotation, molecular function: hydroxypyruvate reductase [NAD(P)H] activity; hydroxypyruvate reductase (NADH) activity; glyoxylate reductase (NADPH) activity. The transcript is spliced from 3 exons. Gene Ontology annotation, cellular component: cytosol.